UCCCUGUUUCUGCACCGUGUAGUGGAGGACAGUUUUUCUUUUAAUUCUUUGAAUUACAAGUAAGAAAUAGAGCUCUAUUGUGGGUGUAGGUUUAAUUUUUGUCAGGUUGACAUGUUAAGAGAUAGGGAUAAAGGUUAUGGAACAAUUAACUUUCUCGACAUAAGUUUGGAUGAAUACCGCCCAGAGGAGAAUGAAGGACUUGAUUACAAGACGGUUAUGGGAAGAAUGCAUGCUAUACUAUCAGAUGGAACUGUGGUGACAGAUGUUGAGCUCUACGAAGCAGUUGGGUUACGAUGGGUGUAUGCCAUUACAAAAUAUGAACCUGUUGCAACUAUUGCUGAUACCGUGUAUGGAGUCUGGGCAAAAUAUCGUCUUCAAAUAACAGGUCGACCAUCUCUAGAAGAAGUUCUGGAGGUAUGAAGGAAGAAGGAGAUGUGUGAGGACAGCAAGGCUUGCAAAAUGUAAGAGUUUCAAAUUGCUGGAGCCUGCAGGUGUUCAUCAAUACUCGGAUCUACUUCAAGCUGAUAUGGUGUACAAAUGUGAAAGACCUUAUAGUUGC
Lycium barbarum (goji berry) is the source of this 559-nucleotide messenger RNA. RefSeq lists its product as uncharacterized. The transcript has 6 exons. The coding region runs from base 112 to 420 and encodes 102 amino acids. Gene Ontology annotation, molecular function: protein-disulfide reductase activity. Lineage: Eukaryota; Viridiplantae; Streptophyta; Magnoliopsida; Solanales; Solanaceae. The record is from RefSeq and is a predicted model, not a curated record.